This is a messenger RNA of Capsicum annuum, 597 nucleotides long. Its product is annotated as oligouridylate-binding protein 1. Lineage: Eukaryota; Viridiplantae; Streptophyta; Magnoliopsida; Solanales; Solanaceae. Gene Ontology annotation, molecular function: mRNA binding. The record is from RefSeq and is a predicted model, not a curated record.
GUUACUUCACUUGACCUCCAUCGUCAUUUUCAUGCUCUUGGAGCUGGUAUUAUUGAAGAUGUCCGUAUUCAAGCAGGCAAAGGUUUUGGUUUCGUUAGGUACAGCAGUCACGCUGAAGCAGCUCGAGCUAUUCAGUUGGGAAAUGCUCGAAUCCUCUUUGGUAAACCUGUUAAGUGCUCGUGGGGAAGCAAGCCGACACCACCAGGAAGCAGUUCCAACCCCCUACCACCACCUGCUAUCGGACAACUCCCCGGUAUUUCAGCCAUGGAUCUUGCAGCGUACGAGAGGCAACUUGCUUUGGCUAAGAUGGCUGGUAUGCAGACACUCAUGCAUCCACAGGGCCAGCGAAUUGGUGGCGCUCCUAGUCAGGCUAUGUAUGAUGGUGGCUACGGAAGCAUUGCUUCCACGCAGCCACCGAUGUACUACUAGUCGAUUGAUUAAUCAAUAAAAGCAACUUGUAAACACACCUGUUGUUGCUACUUCACUUAUAGGAUCCUUUUUAUUUCCUAUUUAUUGUUAGUUUUUUCACAGCAUGCAUGGAAUAUAUAUAUGUUGUAUUCUGUUUGAGAAUGAAGGUUUUAAUUUCUUUUUUGCUAA